Molecule: messenger RNA, 2196 nt
Organism: Mycena citricolor
Lineage: Eukaryota; Fungi; Basidiomycota; Agaricomycetes; Agaricales; Mycenaceae
Source: the annotation of a GenBank genome assembly
CCACCUACAGGCUACAUAUAUGCCGCCACCAAGCACCAUGCUUAUCAAGUGGAGGUAGUCGCAAACCCUCGAUGGGGAAAUCGAACGCCGAGUUUGCCUUCGGGCCAGCGACCACCAUUCGGACGAUGCGCCCACGGAGCACGGUGCCUGGCGAUCGGGCACCCUAUUUCCGUUCUGAUGUGGUCUCCAGCCAAUCGUCGCGCGCUUCGUUGUGUGCGCGGUUGACAUGAUCUAUUUCGAACACGGGCGAAGCGGUCCUGCUUCAAAAGGCGCCGUACGCGACGAGAUCUUCCACGCUCUUGUCCCCUCCCUGAGCACAGUCCCAUGGCCCCCCAAUCGGCACUCCACCUCGCGGCGGCAGCAGCGGUGUUGCUCUCGUCGGCCCUUGUGCAGGCACAGACUGCUGCUGCUCCUGCUGCGGCCAGCGUCAGGUCGCUGUCCUCGCCCUUGGGCCCUGUCGUCGACCUGGGCUAUGCCGCUUACGCCGGCAACACGUCGCUCCCUGGCCUGACAUUCUUUGGUGGAAUCCCAUACAUCCAGCCCCCCGUCGGCAACCUUCGUUUCGCACCGCCGCACAAUCUCGACGAGAGCUACAAUCGACACCUCUCGAACGCGGACGUCGUGGACGCCCGCAACUGGGGUCCCAUCUGCAUCCAACAGCCGGCUGUUGUUGGCAUCGGCAGUGAAGAUUGCGUCACUCUCAACGUCUGGACGCCCUCCGGCACCAACCCGAACAGCAAGCUACCUGUUUAUGUCUACAUCCACGGUGGAGGCUACUAUUACAACUCCGCCCAAGGUUUCCCCGGGAAUGAUUGGGUCGCGCGGUCUAAUGGCGGUCUGAUCGCGGUGGCGAUCCAGUAUCGGCUUGGAAUGCUCGGGUUCUUGAACGGAGCCGCGAUCCGUGCGGACUACUCGGCCAGUGCCAACAACGGCCUCUUCGAUCAACGCGCUGCCCUCGAAUGGAUCCAGCGUCACAUUGGAGCUUUCGGUGGGGAUCCCAGCAAGGUUACCAUCGGAGGCCAGAGUGCAGGCGGCGGAUCGGUUGCCUUGCACAUGGCUGCUUACGGAGGGGAGGCUCACCCCCCGUUCCGCGCGGCGGUUCUCGAGAGUCCCGGAAACGAUCCCUUUGCGACGGACGACCACAGCGAGCAAUGCUUCGCCGAUGCGGUCUCGCACAUCGGCUGCCCUAGCAGCGGCUCCGGUGUCGUUUCCUGCCUGCGCAAAGCUUCGGUUGGAGCCAUCGUUGGCGCAGUGAACAACAAGCUGUCCACUUGCAAGUACGAGCCCGUGAUCGAUGGCAACUACAUCCCCGGCAUCACCUCCCAGCUGUUCACCGCAGGCCGGUUCAGCAAAGUGCCCAUUCUCGGUGGCCACACUGCCCAGGAUGGAUCGAUCUUCGUUGGUAAGCCGGCCCAGAUCAACACCGACGCCGACAUUGUUGCCGCCAUCGUCAAGCGUUACCCGUUGCUUUCAUCCCAGACCACUAACUCGAUGCUCGUGACAUAUCCGCCUGCGUCGAGCACCACGCCGUGGACCACCCAAUGGGAGCGGGCGAUGUGGGCCUACAUGGAGAGCGAGCUUUCGUGCUACCCGUGGUACAUCGGCAACAUCUCCGGCAAGCCUGCAUUCAACUACCGCUGGGACGCCCCGGACCCGAAUCUGAUCGCUGCCCGGGGAGCCUACGUCGGCGCCGCGCACACGGCGGAGCUCUUCUACCUCUACGACGGCACUAACUCGGGCCCCAGCGCGUCCGUCGCCCAGCCCGUCUUCACCGCCUUCAGCGCCGCGCAGUCGUCCCUUGCCCAGCAGGCGGUGGCCUGGUGGUCGAGCUUCGCGAUGACCCUCGACCCGAACUCGCACGCCGCGGCGGGCGCGCCGACCUGGGAGCCGGCGUCGCUGAACGGUGGAUUUAUGGUCCCCAAUGCGAGCGCCAGCUCAGCCUCCAGUGCCAUGCAGUACGUCGACGCGAACUACCCCGUCCGCUGCGCUUGGUGGCGCAGCAUCGCCAAUGAACUCAGGCUCUAGGCUUGCGCCUCCUUGAGUGAUAUAUAUGUAAAAACUGUUAUUUAUCUCUAUACAUAAUGAACAGAGAGCAUCUCGGGGACCAUCAUCAUUGUUUGACUGGUAAUCAACCUGCGGGUACAGUCCGUGUCUUGGUAUUGAUUAUGAUGGUCAUCCGACGAUGAUUCUUUUGGG